AUGGCGACUUCGCUGCGUUUAAUUCUAAAAUUUUCAUUUCUACUGCUGUCUUCUUACUACACCCUGCCGUUUCUGGUGAAACUCUGCGUGGGCCUUCUUAAUAAUUUUUUCGCCUCAUCGGUAUCCUUCAAUAUGGAUACACUUUUCAUCAACUGGAACACCUCCUUUCCGGCCAUAACCGUUUGUGAGAUCUACAAUGGCGAGAAAAUUUGGGACAKGAGCGAGCAAUAUUUCGGCACGAAUCACGAUCUGCAAUUGGACGAUUUAGUCGGUGAAGUGGUCUUUUUCCGUGGCACCUGCACCAUAUGCGAUAGAUGUGAUCAUUUGAACUGCCCACAGAAUAUCACCGAGCUCUUGACACGGUUUCGCGGUAAAUGCGCACAGUUGUUGCUCAAUUGUAAAUACAUAAACAAACCCUUCAAUUGUUGCGACGAAUUUCUGCCAAUUCACACCGAAUAUGGCAUUUGCUUUGCGUUUAACUCGAAUCAGGCACGUAAGAGCGCACAGAUGCAUUUCGCCAGUAGUCGUGAAACCGGUCCUGGCAUAUUGAAGUUUGACGCCUCUGCGGACAUUCAGCUCCAUAUACAUCCGCCCAUCGACAUUCCACUUCCCUACUUUGAGAGUACGAUUCGUGAAACUGUGUUGCUUGGCAGCACCAAAGAGAUCGUCAUCAAUGUCAUGGAGGUGUAUAACCAUCCCAGCGUGUAUCAACUCACCCUGGAUCAGCGUCGAUGCCGCUUCAGCAACGAACCUACAGAUUGGGGUCUUGAAGUGGGUCUCUAUGAGUUCUAUAGCCAUUCCACUUGUAUUGUAGARUGCGGUCUGAAAGCGCAGCUGGAUCAUUGCAAUUGCASCAGCCAUUUUUUAGCACCCGCAAUSAAAGCGCAARGUGGAUCUGUGCCCAUGUGCGAUUAUCGCGGCUUGAGUUGUCUCACAAAGUAUUACGAAGACAUACAACUGGAGCGUAAAUCGUGUGAUUGUAUGAGUUCAUGCGAAGAACCUGAAUACACUAUCGUUUACAGUUCUCCGGAUGUCGACAGUGAAAGUAGCAUGGAGGUGACACAGGUGCAUAUCGCACUUAUUGAUCUACCAACACAGCGUUAUAUUCGACGGGUCACCAAGACACCACUGGACUUGUUAAUUUUAAUUGGUGGCAUUGCUGGGCUUUUCUUUAACGCCUCAAUUGUGCGACUCAUUGAAGUAAUAUUCUUAAUCAAAGAGUACAACUGGAAUAGUUUAUGGGGCAGGAAAAAAUAGGAGUGCAUUUAUGCAUAAAAAAAUUUUACAGCAAUAUUCUAAUUAAAUGUUUUUUCUUUAAGUAAUGGCUUAUUUAACAACAAUAUUUAUUUUAGAAGUUUUAAGAAAAUGCAAAUUAAUUUUCUUUCACAAACAAGUAGGUGCAUAAAAAGGUAUACACAAAACUACCAUAAUUCUAUGUGUACGGAUUAAUAUCCUCAAGGGGCACACCUUGUGAGAMRUGCUACAAAAAUUUWAAAAUUUCUUCUGGCUAAUMGCUGCAGCAAAUUUGUGCUGUUWYGAGACAAACGCGUUCAAAAAUAAGCUGAUGGAGCUGUUGAACUGAGCGUUURUAUUUUCGAAGAUUGAAACACUAUUUGAGUUAUAGAUUUGCGUCAGCAUGUUAUUUAUAAAAGUGUAAGUCAUGUAAUAUAUAAAAUUGAUUUUUUAAUUUCACACAAAGUGU
Molecule: messenger RNA, 1702 nt
Organism: Bactrocera latifrons
Lineage: Eukaryota; Metazoa; Arthropoda; Insecta; Diptera; Tephritidae
Gene: ppk31
Product: pickpocket protein 11
Exons: 8
Coding region: 1-1257 (418 amino acids)
Biological process (GO): sodium ion transmembrane transport
Cellular component (GO): membrane
Molecular function (GO): ligand-gated sodium channel activity
Source: RefSeq, a predicted model, not a curated record